Paramecium sonneborni is the source of this 1097-nucleotide messenger RNA. Lineage: Eukaryota; Ciliophora; Oligohymenophorea; Peniculida; Parameciidae. The record is from the annotation of a GenBank genome assembly.
AUGGAUUAAGUCAAUGCUAUGUAGUAAUACAUAACAAAAUUAAAAACAGCUCUUACAGAUCUACAAUCAAAAAAUAAAGAUUUAGAAUAAAAACUUGAUCAAGAACAUAAACUAGUUUAAUCUUUAGAAGAAAAAUUAGAAUACACAGAGAAAAAAUUAUCAAAUGAAAAAGAAUAAGUUGAAGUAUUAGAAAUUAAGGUUGAUGAAUAUGAAAAAAAAUUAAAAAGCAUUUCUGAUACAAAAGUAUCAAUAAUUUUAUAUUUAAGAAACCAAGUUUUUUAGGAAAAGUUUUUAAUAAUUCUUAAUUAGAUUAAUUGACUAUUAAAAUAAACUAAGCUGAAUAAUCAUUAGAUUUAUAAAUUUAAGAGAAUGAAAAAUUACAUGCUUAAGUAUUCACCCUUAAAACACAAUUAGAUUUAUUAGAAAAUAAGUUUGAAGAAGAAUAAAAAUUAGCUCAAUAAAAAUUCUCGAAAUUAAAGUCUUAUUAUCAAUAAGAAAAACUUAAAAAGGAAGAUCUAGAAAAAUAAAUUUAGUAAUUAAAUCUAGUGCAAACUGGAUUAAAAUAUGAAAUUAAUCAACUGAAUCAAUAAAUUGAUUAGUUAAAAAAAGAUAUCGAUAAUAAAUAAUAAGAGUUCUUGUCUACUCAAUAAUUACUUGAUAAAAAUUAUGAUGAUAUGAAAAAGUUGACUCAAGACCUCAUUAAUCAAUAAUAAGAUAUGUAUAUAUUUAAACUAAAAAUAGCCGAUAAUUAAAAUAGGAAAAAGAUGAGUUCUAGAAUUUUGUUCAAGAAAUUUAAAAUUUUGUCACAGGAUUGUCUAUUGAUUAAUAAUAUUAAGAGUUAUUUAGUAGUUUAAGUGAAAUAAUUUAAAGGAUACAUAAGCCAACAUUUGGAAAGGAAUUAUUCUUACAAGCAAAACCAGGUAAUUAUGAGAUCUUUAAGUUGGCUUAAGAAAAAAUACUAAAACUAGGAAAAAAAGUAUUAGUUCAUAAAUAUCAUAGAAUGAACAAUUAAUUAAGUAGAAUAAAUUAUUAUAAGAUAAAUUAUAAUUGUAAAAGACUAAGUAAGAAUGAAAUUAAUAUAUCUAUUAAUAAAAGAG